Molecule: messenger RNA, 924 nt
Organism: Cajanus cajan (pigeon pea)
Lineage: Eukaryota; Viridiplantae; Streptophyta; Magnoliopsida; Fabales; Fabaceae
Source: RefSeq, a predicted model, not a curated record
AUGGGACAUUAUCCUUCACUAACCAAAGUUGCCACAUCCUUAGGGAUUGAUGCCAGAGAACUAGCAAGCAAGAAAGAGAUAAAGGGAGGGAUUGAAGGUUUCUCGAGAAUUAACCUUGAGCGGUGUGCGUUGAACUUAGCACAGAGUGAGAAAUGGGACGCCUUCAUGGAUGUGUUCGCCCUCAUCAUUUAUGGGAUUGUCUUAUUCCCAAAUGUUGAAAACUUCAUUGACUUUGCUGCCAUCGACGUCUUCUUGGCCUUCAAACAUGAAAGAAAGAGUCACGUACCGACCAUCCUUGUUGAUAAAUAUCAUUCCCUUACCUUGUGCCAUGAGAGAAGGGGUGGGAUGAUUUUGUGUUGUCUGCCUAUACUAUACUUGUGGUUCACAUCUUACAUGUUCAAGAGAGGAGGUCAAAUUGAGAUUAAAAAUAAGAGUGAAUGGGAUCACAACAUAACCAAUCUUAGUGAAAAGACCAUCUCUUGGUACUCGCGAGAGCAAAACAUUGAUGAAGUGGUUUGUCAAUGUGGAGAUUUCCUGAACGUACCACUCAUGGGUACUAAGGGAUGCGUAAACUACAACCCCGCUCUUGCGAUAAGGCAACUCUGUUAUCCGAUUAGAAGUCCACUGGUUGAGGAUUCGAUUACUCCUUUCAUGGUUUAUGAUAUGACUAAGGAGUUGGACUUGCUUAACAAGAUUAGACAUUCUUGGGACAGGGUGAUCAAGAAAGGGAGAGAAUUGGGAAAAAGAAAUUGUAAUAUGGAGGGGAGUUAUCAACAGUGUCAAGUUGUAAUGUGGGAAAAAGAAAUUGUAAUGUGGGUCCAACAUGUCAAGUUACCAUUUCGGGGUCCCAUUCUAAUUAUUGAAGAAACACCAAUUCAAGAACCCAUGAGUCUGGAGGAGAUCGAAAACUUAAAGAAGAGUUAG